UCCGGCAGUACAAGGAUCCCUGUCGAGAUGGAGGAAGAUGCGAACCGAGUUUGGCUGUCGCUGGGAAUGGAGGGUAGUGCGGGGACCGCAGUCUAGGAGUCCAGGACUGGAGUUCUCAGACGCGGCCGAGCCGCCGAGGUCUGAGAAGGUAAGCGACAACGGUGCUUGGGUGCUUUGAGGGAUCAGAGGUACCUAAGGACCGACUUGUCGAGGAGGCAGCGGACGUCUGCUCUGCGGGGCUACAUCGCCAUGGGAGGCCGCCCUGCAAUUUUGGCUACGAAAGGCAAGUCCGGCGAGGCUUUCUGGCAUAGGAGCAUGAGAAUCUGACAACUAGCGAAGCAUGGCGAGGAGCAUACCCAGGGACCCCGAACUGGCUAUGCAAGAGCCGGACAGAAGGUCUUCGGGCACAAUGGAGGACAAGCGGAACAUCCAGAUCAUCGAGUGGGAACACCUGGACAAGAAGAAGUUCUAUGUGUUUGGUGUGGCGAUGACGAUGAUGAUCCGCGUUAGCGUGUACCCGUUCACCCUCAUUCGCACCCGGCUGCAGGUUCAGAAGGGCAAGAGCCUCUACCAUGGGACAUUUGAUGCCUUUGUCAAGAUCUUGCGAGCAGAGGGAGUGGCUGGCCUCUACCGGGGCUUCCUGGUCAACACCUUCACGCUCAUCUCUGGCCAAUGCUAUGUCACCACUUAUGAGCUUACCCGGAAAUUUGUAGCCGACUACAGCCAGAGUAACACAGUGAAAUCGCUGGUAGCUGGCGGCUCGGCCUCCCUCGUGGCCCAGAGCAUCACAGUGCCCAUAGAUGUGGUCUCCCAGCACCUGAUGAUGCAGCGCAAGGGCGAGAAAAUGGGUCGCUUCCAAGUUCCUGGGAACCUAGAGGGACAAGGGCUCAUUGCUUUUGGCCAAACUAAGGACAUCAUCAGACAGAUCCUGCGGGCUGAUGGGCUUCGAGGCUUCUACCGAGGCUAUGUGGCCUCACUGCUAACAUACAUCCCAAACAGUGCUGUGUGGUGGCCCUUUUAUCACUUCUAUGCAGAGCAGCUGUCGCGCCUGUGUCCUCAGGAGUGCCCUCACAUUGUCUUCCAAGCCGUCUCUGGGCCCUUGGCUGCAGCCACUGCCUCCGUCCUCACCAACCCUAUGGAUGUCAUCCGAACCCGUGUGCAGGUUGAAGGCAAGAGCUCCAUCAUCCUGACCUUCAGACAGCUGAUGGCAGAAGAGGGGCCUUGGGGCCUCAUGAAGGGCCUCUCUGCCCGAAUCAUCUCGGCUACACCCUCUACUAUCGUCAUCGUGGUGGGCUACGAGAGCCUCAAGAAACUCAGCCUCCGACCUGAGCUGGUGGACUCAAGACACUGGUAGCCAGUGGUGCACAGAAAGGCUGUGGUUUUACACAUUCUUCUGGGCCAGGGAGGGUAGAGCAGGGAGGAGAGUACCCUUGUCAAUGCCACCACGACACACCCAUCCUGCUUCUGGCCCGCUGACCUAUCUGGGAAGACAAGAAACUUUGGACGGCUCUUGCUGAGGAGGUUCUGUGCUGACUUCCCUGUUUCCAGAUCUGGGCCCCUCACUAGGUCCUGGUACUCAGUCACGGCCUGAAGAUCAACCUCCACAGGACCCUGCCGGCCCCUCGCUGAUGCCCCUCUGUGUCCGCCCUCAGGCCUGAAGAAGAGCUGCUAUAGAGUUUGCUUGUCCCCUGCUUUUCCAUCGUGAGACUUUAGGUCCUGACAGCUUCGGGCCACUGUCAGGAGCCCUCCUUGGAGAAGUGGAAAACUGUGACGGCGAUCCCAGCUCUUUAUCCCUUUAUUUCUUAUGCCUGCUUAAAUUUGGGACUGAGUUGUCCACCGGACUACUCUGCUUUGCCCUGCCUUUGGGGACAAAUGGGAACAGGGCACUCUGCAGGGCGUUCGUCUUCUCUGGGAGCUACUAAGACGGAGAAACACCAGGCUUCAUUUGGUUCGCAUAGUUGAGCAUCUGUGAAGCAGGCAGGCAAUGAGUCCUGACAGCGUCGGGCCACCGUCAGGAGCCCUCCUCAGAGAAGUGGAAAACUGUGACGUCGAUCCCAGCUCUUUAUUCUUUCCCUUUCCUUUUAGCCUGGGACCCUGAAGACAAGAAUGAGCUGUUGGCCUCCCCUGGGACUCAGUGGAGGGUGCAAUCCUAAGUGAAUCAAACUUACACUGGAACAUUUCCCUGAAGCCAGGCUGAGAAAGCCACUGGCUUGGAAAGUAAUGAGAGGUGUGUGUUCCUCACUGCUCUCUCCUCAGGCCAGCUGAGCUGAGCCCCGGAGGCAGCAGUGGAGGCGCUGAGCCCCAGGCAGCAAUGCCACUUACAUACCUGUCCCCCAGAUGAACAACAGGUGUCUCCCAGCGGUACUCUGGAAUAUGAACUGCCCUUGUUUUCCUUGUCCUUGGUUGUGAAGUGUCAUCCUAGUCGCGGCGCCCUGCGGUGGCAGUCAGGAAGACACCCAAGGCCAGGCCCACUUCAGUGACCAGCCUCAUACUGCCAAAAUUUGUUGAUGCUCCCACAGGGGCUUCUUCCCAGCCUCCACCAAGCCUAUCCAGAGAGGCAUGGCCCGUGGAGUGGGAAGAAGGCAGUCAAACUGCCUACUUAAGAUGAUGGCCUGGGCGAUGCUUUCAACCUUUUUUAGUGGUCCCAUGCCUUGGGAAACGCCAUGGUGCCAAUCUGGAAGGUGCUAGCUAACUGAAGCCUUCUUGUUUCUCACGGCUGCUCCAUAUUCUUCCAUCCUGAGUAGGAGCCAUCUCUGUACUGACCUCUGUAGUCUAUUCUUGUUUCCUUUUGAACUUACUUUUAUUGGUCUCAGCUUAUCAGUUGUUUUGAGACGGAGCCUCAGACACAUCCUAGGCUGAGUUUGAUUCACUACGUAGCAGAGGAUGACCUUGAACUCUUGAUUCCCCCACCCCCACCCCCCCCGAGUUCUGGGUUUACUGUGUGCUGCUAGGCUUCACUUCCUGCACUUUAUUGCUAGAGCCCCCCAAUUUUGUCCAUAGUCAUCUGAAGGGCGGAGCCCACAGAUCAUUUUAAAUCUUUUUACUCCUCACAUCCACCCAAGUACUGUCAAUACAAUGGAAGCAAGAACCCCCACACAAGCUUUUCCCAGCGUGACCUCUCGAGUCAGUCUCUCAUCUUUCUUUGAGCCUUCCUUACUGGGGCAGAGUGCGGACACCACGAGAGGGUCCUGCUUCUCACGCCCUUAGGUUAUUUCUUCCUCCUAACUUCAUUAUUUUUUCUUUCUUUUUUUUUUUUUUUUUUGACAGGGUUUCUGACUUCAUUUUCUUGUGCAGUGUGUAGUCCCCCCCGCCCCUGUGGCUUCUCCUCCCUUUCCUUAGGCACCCUGUCCUGACCCCUACUUUCUUUUUUUUUUUUUUUUUUUUUUUUUUUGGUUUUUCGAGACAGGGUUUCUCUGUGGUUUUGGAGCCUGUCCUGGAACUAGCUCUUGUAGACCAGGCUGGUCUCGAACUCACAGAGAUCUGCCUGCCUCUGCCUCCCAAGACCCCUACUUUCUUACCCCGAAGUCAGGGACUAGAAUAGGCCAGUGGGCGCCCGUUUUUCCAAAACUGGAGAGCAAGACAGCUAGAAAUUUCAACCUGUUGGUCCAUAACCUAUUUUAGAAACUCGAAAAGACUAGAAAACAUGGGGAAGAAAAUGCACUUAAGCGUUUGAUAAAAAUGGACUAUUGAGGAUAUUAGCUGCGAAUAUUCACUGUUGCACUGUAUGAAAUCUUUGAAAUGUAAUUAAAAGUUUUUACUG
Molecule: messenger RNA, 3760 nt
Organism: Chionomys nivalis (European snow vole)
Lineage: Eukaryota; Metazoa; Chordata; Mammalia; Rodentia; Cricetidae
Gene: Slc25a44
Product: solute carrier family 25 member 44
Exons: 4
Coding region: 341-1354 (337 amino acids)
Biological process (GO): transmembrane transport; branched-chain amino acid catabolic process
Cellular component (GO): mitochondrion
Molecular function (GO): branched-chain amino acid transmembrane transporter activity
Source: RefSeq, a predicted model, not a curated record